AUGGCUCCUACUAAGCUCACCGGCAAGCCUGCACAGAUCGCUGCCUUCAUUGAUAAAUUUGACGUCUUUCUUUUCGACUGCGACGGUGUCCUAUGGCAUGGAAAUACCCUCCUCCCUAAAAUUGUGGAGACACUAGAUAUGCUCAGGAGUAAAGGCAAACAAAUUGUUUUUGUGACAAAUAACUCCACGAAGUCACGCCGCGCGUACAAAAAAAAGCUCGACAGCCUCGGUAUCCCUGCCAAAGUCGAUGAGAUCUUCGGCUCUGCAUACUCGUCGGCAGUUUAUAUUAAGCGUGUCGUCAAGCUUCCUGCUAAUAAGAAAGUCUAUGUGAUCGGCGAGAGUGGGAUUGAAGAGGAGCUGGAGAGUGAGGGUGUGAGGUACUUCGGCGGAACCGAUCCGGAAGAGAGAACGGCCAUGCAGGAAGAGGAUUACACUAAUUUUGUCCCAGACCCGGAGGUUGGUGUAGUUUUAUGUGGCCUUGAUAAUCACAUAAAUUAUCGAAAGUAUGCAAAGGCAUUCCAGUACCUCCAGGACCCCAAUACCCUCUUCCUCGCGACAAAUGUCGACAGCACCUUCCCCAACAAAGGUAAGCUAUUUCCCGGCGCUGGGAGUAUCUCUGCACCACUAAGCUAUAUGUCCAAACGUGUCCCUAUUUCACUGGGGAAACCAUCACAGGCAAUGAUGGAUGCUGUUGAAGGAAAAUUCCAGUUUGAUCGCAAGAGGACAUGUAUGGUGGGCGAUAGAAUUGACACAGAUAUAAAGUUCGGUAUUGCUGGUGGCCUGGGAGGUACGCUGGCGGUCUUGACUGGGGUUGCAACUGAGGAAGAUAUUCUCAAUGCAGGGCCGGAGGGUGCACCAGACGCUUAUUUGGACAAACUAUCUGAUUUGCUAGGGUAA
Molecule: messenger RNA, 897 nt
Organism: Morchella sextelata
Lineage: Eukaryota; Fungi; Ascomycota; Pezizomycetes; Pezizales; Morchellaceae
Exons: 4
Coding region: 1-897 (298 amino acids)
Molecular function (GO): phosphoglycolate phosphatase activity; alkaline phosphatase activity
Source: RefSeq, a predicted model, not a curated record